AUGGAGCGAGCACUACAAACACAAGUGGUGCCUGAAGGGCAGCGUGUCGAGUUUGCCACAUAUUUGCUCACUGGUGAGGCCUCGCAUUGGUGGCAGGGUAUCCGACGUCUUCUACAGCAGGGUGAUGACUAUGUCACCUGGAAUGUCUUCAAAGAGGAGUUCUAUAAGAAGUACUCUCCGACUUCUGCCAGGACGGCUAAAGAACUUGAGUUACUGCAGCUGAAGCAGGGCACCAUGUCCGUAUCUGACUCAGUGGGACCAAUGGAGAUCAGAACUUUCUCCGAAUUGGUGAACAAGUGUAGAGUUGCUGAAGAGUGUGUGAAAAAGGCAGCUGCUGAGAGAGGGAGUCUCAAAGGUUCAUUUCCACAUAACAGAGGGAAGAGCUUUGCACCUAGAGGUCCACCUUUCAAGAGGGAAGGCUCUUCCAGAAGACCCAUCAACAACAACUCCCAAGGGAAGAGGUAUGGAAAGCAGCCUCAGAAUGAACAAGCUUGUGCUAGAUGUGGGAAGGAUACAGAAGGACCGGUCGUGGUGAAUAAUUAUUACUUGAAUUCGAUGAUGGUAAACUAUUCCGGAACCGAACGUCAGGGUAUUAUGUUAUUAACCGCAGGUGUUUCGGGUGAUGAUCAAAGAUUGGAACAAAUUUCGGUUGUGUGUGAGUUUCUGGAAGUGUUUCCCGAUGACAUUAAUAAGUUUCCACCUAACCGAGAGAUUGAGGAAGAACAUGCAGAACACUUGAGGACCGUGUUGCAGAUUCUAAAGGAGAAUAAACUCUAUGCGAAACUGUCUAAGUGUGAGUUUUGGAAGAGUGAGGUGAAGCUUUUGGGUCACGGGUGA
Messenger RNA from Arachis duranensis, 837 nucleotides. RefSeq lists its product as uncharacterized. The coding region runs from base 1 to 837 and encodes 278 amino acids. The record is from RefSeq and is a predicted model, not a curated record. The transcript has 4 exons. Lineage: Eukaryota; Viridiplantae; Streptophyta; Magnoliopsida; Fabales; Fabaceae.